Messenger RNA from Hydractinia symbiolongicarpus, 2587 nucleotides. Its product is annotated as major facilitator superfamily domain-containing protein 6-like. The record is from RefSeq and is a predicted model, not a curated record. Bases 142 to 2262 code for a protein of 706 amino acids. The transcript has a single exon. Gene Ontology annotation, cellular component: membrane. NCBI's taxonomy places the organism in Eukaryota, Metazoa, Cnidaria, Hydrozoa, Anthoathecata, Hydractiniidae.
GGAGUUUGUGUUGAAACGACCAGCUGAACAGUGUUUGAAGUGGCCUGAUCGUUCUCAAUAUGAGCAUGCAUGCUCCAUUUCAUUUCAGGUGUACCAUGAACUAGAACAUCUUCUUAAAAAUAGGUACACAAGUAAAAAAAUAUGGGUAGUGUUGAAAAGGCUACUAAUAAUGAUCCCGAACAACCACCUGUCGGAAAUUCUCCGCAAAAAGAAGAAGAAGAAGAAGAAGAUGAUCCGAUGCGUUUGUAUACAACUGAAGAACGCCGAGCGCAAGGAAAAUGCUGUCCCAGAGUCAAUAGAAAACUACUUUUAUCAAAAUUGUUUUAUUUCUGUUUUUUCUCCGCUUGGGGAUCAUUGUUGCCUUAUUUGGCAUUAUAUUUUAAACAGCUGAUGCUCACACCCAGUCAAGUCGGGAUAAUUAUGGGACUAAAACCAUUUGUUAAUUUCCUCGCCACGCCGGUUUGGGGAGCUGUGGUUGAUAAAUUUCACAUUCAUAAAUUUGCGUUACUCAUCUCUAUGGUGGCGUUAAUCACCUCAACAUUCGCACUGUCACUUGUUCCAGGCCCAAAACAACAACAAACCAUUCUAGAGAAUCACUGCAAUCGAACCGACGAUAUGACGGAAAUGAUGGCUUUGGAUGGCGAGCCAGAGAUUGACAAGAUGGUGCUAUUAUCAGAUGAUAGCCAGGACUAUUACUUUUCUAAAUCUAGGUGGCCAUGGCCGCUUGAUUUCAUAACAUCGUUCGAACAAGACAUGUACGUCAAAUACAAGAUAGAUGCAUCAAAAACAUUCACCAGUUUAUUUUUAAUCACUUUAUUUGGAACGCUGAUAGCAUCUCCAUCUCUGGCGUUAGUAGAUACAGCAACCCUGCAACUACUAGGGAAAGAGACACAUAGAUAUGGUAAACAACGUCUCACCGGAUCGUUAGGGUGGGGUCUAGGUGCAUUUAUCGUUGGAGCAUCACUAAAAACCACACAUCAUUGCUCUAUAAGCAAAAGUCGAGAGAUUGUUGAUUACAUACCCUGCUUUUACGUAUUCGCCGUUCUCAUGACAUUGGGGUUGGUCGUGUCCCUUAAAUUCAGAUUUAGUUCAUCGAAGAAAGCAGGCCAGUCUACAAGCCUGUCAGUUGGUUUAGUAGCUUUAAAGAACCCUACGUACUUGAUGUUUUUAUUUACCGCUUUAUACUUAGGAUUUCUUAUGGCUUUUAUCAAAACAUUUUUGUUUUGGCAUUUAAAAGAUCUUGGUGGGACACAGUUGCUGUUUUCGGUUAUAUCCGCAGUGAACUGUGUCGCUGAAGUGAGCAUGUACUUCUUAUCUGAAAGACUGAUCGCAAAGAUUGGUCAAGUUAGAGUCUUAUAUCUCGGUUUGAUAUGCUAUUCUAUUCGAUUAUUUUAUUAUUCAAUUAUUCCAAACACCUGGAUGGUCCUUGCAGUUGAAUUAUUGCCGGGAAUCACCACAGCAGCUGUUUGGGCCGCAUGUUUGUCUUACGUCAGCAUAAAUUCACGACCAGGAGCACAGACCACAAUGCAGUGCAUUUUGCACGGUGUUCAUUGGGGGCUUGGAUAUGGAGCUGGUGAGGUGAUUGGUGGAAUAUUAGUUCAUCACUACGGUGCACCCACGACCUUUGUUAUGUUCGGUAUUUUAUGCAUUGUUGUUCUUCUUCUGUAUAUCCUCAUAAACAUGAUAUGGGGAGAGAAAGAUAAACGUGAAAGACAGGACGAUGAAACUCAAACAGACGGCACAGCUUCAUCGUCUCCAAAAGCAUCAGGUACAGAUAGAUCUACUGGUAAUUCACCUAAUUCUAAAAGGAAACAGUCUCCUGAGAAUGAUACUUCUGAGAAAGCUACUCUCCCAGUUAGUCAGGAGCCAACAAAAGAUAACGAUAAAACAGAAAUAAAUAAAGAGGCGUCACCAUCAGCAAAGAGUCCUCCCCAUGUAGAAAGUGAUAAUAAACAAGAAAAACCUGACGAAAAAGACUCUAAAGAUAGCGGGAAGUCUCCACGAAUAGAGGACCUGAGUAACGAACAAUCUUCAAAACCACCGGACGAAAAGAACAACGAGGAGAAAGAGGAGACAAAAGAAGCUUCACCCAAAACUAGUCCUGGCAAAAAUGAUAGUCAUAAUAAAGAACAAUCUGCCAACGAACUCUCUGAAAAGCUGAACUGUGAAAAAGGUUCUGACCAAAAUAGUAAACCUAACCAGGAAGCAAUAAAUAGUGUAGAUGCGAAUUCCACUGAUGAGAAAAAUAACGAAAGGACUUAGUGGGGCAUAAAUUUAUAUUUAGUUUUGAUUUAUAUAAUAUAUAUUAUUAGGUGUACAUAAGUUUCAAAUUAAAUUGAUUUUAACAUAAAGUUCCUCCUUUCUCCACAAGUUGAAAAGCUUGCAAUUUUCCCUAUUAUAUUCAAGCUUUAUUAACCUCGUUCCCAGAGCUUGUUAGGCUUUUUACACUUGGACGGUUUUAGGCCGUCCAAAUAUAUGAUUAAUAUAUGCUUUAUAUUUUUUAAAAAAGACGAGUUGCUCAGGCGUUUUAUGUACACAAAGUUGUUGUUGUUUUCUCAGACUGCACAAGUUAAAAACACGACAACUA